Chlorella variabilis is the source of this 588-nucleotide messenger RNA. RefSeq lists its product as hypothetical. Lineage: Eukaryota; Viridiplantae; Chlorophyta; Trebouxiophyceae; Chlorellales; Chlorellaceae. Bases 1 to 588 code for a protein of 195 amino acids. The record is from RefSeq and is a predicted model, not a curated record. The transcript is spliced from 4 exons.
AUGCCCAAGGCCGUCAUUUUCGAUCUGGGCAAGGAGGUGCUGCUGGAGCUGUUUGGCCACGCUGCGCAGCCCACCGGCCUGCUGGACAAGUGGGGCGGGCGCUCGCUUGUCGAGCAGCUGGAGCGGGGCGCCCUCACCAACCAGCAGUUUUACGAAGCGGUGGUGGAGGCCAGCGGCCUGCAAGUUGAUUAUGCCACAUUUGCCCAGCUGUACGCCGACAUAUUCACCGCCAUCCCGCCCAUGAUUGCGCAGCAGCAGCUGCUUGCCAUCGAAGGGGUUCCCACCUACCUACUGUCCAACUGCAGCGGCCUGCACAUUGAUGACGUGCGGCGGCGCCACCCCUUCAUGGCCAGCUUCGCCGGGCUCUGCUUGAGCUAUGAAGUGUGCAGCUUCAAGCCAGACCCAGCUAUCUACGAGGCGGCAGAGCGCUUGGCGGGGCUGCAGGGAGCCGACCUCGCUUUCAUUGACGACCGAGCAGACAACGCAGCGGCGGCGGCGGCCCGCGGCUGGCAGGCCAUUCACCACACCAGCCCGCAGGGCACCCUGCGGCAGCUGCAGGCGCUGGGACUACCAGUGGUGGAGGCGUAG